Messenger RNA from Marchantia polymorpha subsp. ruderalis, 2171 nucleotides. NCBI's taxonomy places the organism in Eukaryota, Viridiplantae, Streptophyta, Marchantiopsida, Marchantiales, Marchantiaceae. The record is from the annotation of a GenBank genome assembly.
GUCGCUUGAGCUGCUCGCCUAGGAAUGUCCGCGGGCGCGGAGCCAAGCACGCGAGCGAGUCUUGGACCGAAGGAGGAGCUUGUUGUCCAAAGAUCGACCGGAGUUGCGAGCGGAUGAUUUGCCGGCACAUUGCCUCUGGCAAAGCGUUUUGGGAUCGCCAUGAAGUUUCGGAUUUCUCAGUAGCUGGUGUGCUGGUGAACAGUGGAGAUUGAUUUUGGAGCAAAACCUGCAUUUUCUGGAUUACUAAUUUGCUCUCCGAUAUAAAUGGCAACCAAUUUGAAUUUGGUUCCGGGAGAUCGUGUUGCGGCUCGCUCAUUUUCAGCAAAACCGAGAAGCAUUGUACAGCGUCUCUCCUCACAAUCUUCUGUCAGCUUGGGCGUGCGGAUCUCUCAGCCAUCCUCACAAAAUGUCCACAGAGAUGCUCGAGUCAGGAGAAUUUCAGCACAAGCCACAGAAACCUCUUCGACCACGACCAAUGAUGAUCCUUCGACUUUAUUCGACUCGCAAUUGGAGGGCAGCAAGAGCCCUUACCCGGGUGGAUUAGGACCUUACACGGGAAGAGACCCAAAUGUCAAGAAACCAGCCUGGCUCAGGCAGAGGGCACCGCAAGGAGAGCGCUACACUGAAUUAAAGGGGUCACUGUCCACUCUAAAGCUCAACACUGUUUGUGAAGAGGCUCAAUGCCCAAAUAUUGGCGAGUGCUGGAACGGAGGAGGGGGAGCUGGUGGAGAAGGAGAUGGUAUAGGGACUGCUACUAUCAUGCUACUUGGAGAUACGUGUACACGUGGAUGUAGGUUCUGUGCGGUGGCUACCAGCAAGAACCCAGCACCCCCAGAUCCUUUGGAGCCAGAGCACACCGCGGAAGCUAUUGCAAGUUGGGGGGUAGGGUAUGUUGUGCUCACAAGCGUGGACAGAGACGACAUGCCAGAUGGUGGUAGUGAUCAUUUUGCUAGAACGGUCAAAACUCUGAAGGCAUUGAAGCCGGAAAUCUUGGUGGAAUGCUUAGUUUCAGACUUCCGCGGCGAUCUGUCUGCCGUGGCGCACGUUGCCGAUUCAGGUCUCGAUGUUUUCGCCCAUAACAUCGAAACUGUGAAAAGGCUCCAACGUAUAGUGAGAGACCCACGAGCUGGUUAUGAGCAAAGUAUGUCUGUGCUCAAACAUGCUAAGGGAGUCAAAGAAGGAAUGGUGACAAAGUCUUCCAUCAUGCUUGGCCUUGGGGAAAGCGAUGAUGAGAUUAAACAGACCAUGCAAGACUUGCGUGAUGUUGGUGUGGAUAUUGUCACCCUUGGCCAGUAUUUGCAGCCGACUCCUCUCCAUUUGACCGUGAAAGAGUACGUGACUCCUGAAAAAUUUGAUUUCUGGAAGCAAUACGGUGAAGAGAUUGGCUUUCGAUAUGUUGCAAGUGGCCCUUUGGUAAGAUCUUCAUACAGAGCAGGAGAGUUUUUUGUAGAGAGUAUGAUUAAAGAAGAUCGGAAGAAGGCUGAGCACUUAGCUUGAUGAUCACCUCCACCUCCAACAUACUUUUGGCAGAUGUUGGUUUCUUCCAUAAAUGGUACUGCGAAGUCCAAAUUCAUAAGAUAGCAGUGUAGAGAUCUUUAGAAUGUUUGGCCACAUUGGGGGUAUGUGUUUCCUUUCAUAGACAAGAUAGCAACUACAUUGGUUGCAGCUUAUAGAAGUAUACCCUCCGAUUUAUAUGAAGUCUCUACUUUGAAUGAGUUCCUUCAGCCAUGAUCCCUCGUUGGGAUGUGCAUCGAACAUUUGCCUCACUUUCAUUUUUAGUACAUGUUGAUGAGCUGCCUCUCGCUUGCCCCAUCAGUUGGUGAGAGAUUAUUUCAAAAGUUCUUGUCCCUAGUAGUGUGAAGUGCUUGUAACAAACUUGGUAUCUACAAGUCUGAAAUCUGCGAAGUAAAUCGUCACGACACAGUAUAUCUUUUCUGAACGUUAGAUCUGAUUUCCUUUUUGUCGAAGGACUCAGGACGAUUGAGAGAACUACUAGGGUUAGACACCGUCAGACACUUCAGCCAGGUAACUUUCUUUUGAAUACAAUUUAAUCGGUGUUUGGUGAGACUCAACUACAGCUCCAUUGUAGGUUAGAAGUUCGGUGCAGCGAUAGCAUGUGCAUGCAGACGCCAGUGACAGGAGUGAUUAGGUUUCUUAGCAGCUUUCAUUAU